Messenger RNA from Monoraphidium neglectum, 543 nucleotides. RefSeq lists its product as hypothetical. The transcript has 2 exons. NCBI's taxonomy places the organism in Eukaryota, Viridiplantae, Chlorophyta, Chlorophyceae, Sphaeropleales, Selenastraceae. Bases 1 to 543 code for a protein of 180 amino acids. The record is from RefSeq and is a predicted model, not a curated record.
AUGUUCUGCCAUCCUUCUCAACCGCCAGCGUUUGUGCCCUGUUCGCUUCUGGGGGCGCUGGUUGGCGCCACGGCGGUGUACACCUACGAGCAGGGUGACAUCAGCGCGGUCAGGCGGAAGCUGCUGCCCUCCGUCAAGCGUCACGUGACCCAGGCGCGGGACGAAGUCACGGCGGUGGCAGCUGACCUGCGGGGCGAGGCCCACCGCCUGCGCCACGAGCAGGAGAGGGCGCUGCGGCGCCUUGCGGCAGAGGGCGACCGCGCCGCGCCCGCGCUGCGGGAGGCGGCAGCCGAGGCGGAGCGCGCGCUCGCGCCAGUGCUGCGCGGCGCGUCGGCGGCGGCGGAGCGGGGGCGGAGGGAGAUCGAGCGGAGCCUGCGGGCGCUGGAGGACGCGGCAGCGGCCGCGUCGGCGGGCGGCGGCGGCGGCGGCGGCGGCGGCGGCGGCGGCGACAGCACGCAAGCGGUGGUGCGGCGGCGGCACGGGGCAGCUGCUGAGCAGUCGCUCGCGCGGCGGUUCAAAGUUGAGACCGAGAGCGAGUAUUAA